AUGGAUAGUCGGGAAAGCAGCAGCCAGACGCCCUCGGGUCCGAGUCAGCCCAGCACCGGCGACACGCCGCAGGCGACGGCAUCCAACGCCGGCCUCCCUCCCGUCAGUCAUGGCGCCGCCGGCUCGACGGCGGGGGCCAACGCGAACCAAAGCUCCAAGCGGAGACGGGGCCUCGGUGUCGUCACGCCCAAUGCCUGCACCGAAUGUCGCAAGAAGCGAGCAAAGGUACCAUCUCGCCGCCGUGGCAACGUUGGCCGAGACGCCGAAUGCGUCUACGAGAUCCCCGUGCGGCAAUCCAAGGAGAAUCUUCGAAGCGAAAUCGAAAACCUGCGGCAGCGUCAGCGCUCCAGCGACGUCGUCUUCAGGGCCCUCGUCCGGCCCGAGCUGUGGGAGGAGGCCCUGAGACGGCUGCGUGGUGGCCAGACCAUCGACGACAUAUCCGAAUGGGCCGGCGGCGCCCUGGCGUCCAACCGUCGAUCCCUGCCUCCGCCCGUGCAGCCGGCCGAUCUCGAAAUCGGCCAGAUGACGCACUUCGGCGGCCCGUCGCUCGGCCCUACCCUGGCCCCCAUACGCCUCGUCCUCGACGGCCACCAGGCUGGCCCUCGGGGCGACAUGGGUCAGAGCAGCCUGUGGCAUUACUCGACGCACGGCCAGGCCGACGUGGGCCGGAGGCACUCUCACGCCGACGCCAUGAGCUGGGUGCCCGACGUCCGGCCGCCGCAGGCGAGGGUCGGGUCGUGGGACGACGGCAUGCAGACCGACGACGUGUCCGAGGCCCUGCCCAGGCUCCGCGGGCUCGAGCAGGUCCUGUCCCCCCUGAACGAGCCGGAGAUGAGGCGGUCGGCCGAGACGUGGACGACCAUCACCGGCGACGUCAACCUCGUCCAGCACCUGCUCGCCCUGUACUUUUGCUGGGAGUACCCGACCUUUGCCUCCCUCAGCAAAGAGCACUUUCUCCGCGACUUCCAGGACGUCCGGCACAGGUACUGCUCGCCGAUCUUGGUCAACGCGCUGCUCGCCCUCGGCUGCCGCUUCUCGACCCAGCCGAGGACGAGGGCGAACCCGGAUGAUGCCAACUCCUCGGGCGACCAUUUCUUCAAGGAAUCCCAACGUCUGCUUUACCAGGAGACGGACCAUCACUCCCUGACCACGAUCCAGGCGCUCGGCAUCAUGUCCAUCCGAGAGGCGAGCUGCGGUCGCGACUCGGAGAGCUGGUACUACGCCGGCCAGAGCAUACGGUUGGCCGUCGAGAUGGGCCUGCACCGCAUCCACGGGGACGUUGACGAGGACGAGCUGGCGGUGCAGUCGGCCACCUUCUGGGGCGCCUUUGCCCUGGAUCACGCCUGGUCGCUGGCAACGGGCUCGCUGCCGCAAAGCUCCCGCUUCCCGCAUCUGCCGCCCAAGCCGGCAAUAAUAGGGAGCAUCGAGGCAUCGAGGUGGGUUCCCUACACGGACGACGGAGCGCCCCUGCACCGAUCGUGCGAGCAGCCGUCCAACGUUCGGUCCGUCUACAAGUGCUUCUGCGAGCUGAGCGAGCUCGUUCACGAGUCCCUCUACCUCCUCCAUUCGCCCGGGAAACUCCUGACGGCGCGCGACCUGCUGAGCAUCUACACGCAAUACCUGAACUGGUACGAUAGCAUCCCCGAGGUGCUGCGGCUCGGCCACAACUUCACGCCCGCCGUCCUGUUCGCGCACAUGUACUAUCACUUUGCCAUCCUGCUCCUCUUCCGGCCGCUCAUCAAGCUUCGCAUCAUCGGCUCCAAGGUGGCGCCUCGCGACGUCUGCUCGCAGGCGGCCGCCGCCAUACAGGGGGUCCUCACCUCGUACUCGCAGCUCUACACGCUGCAGCACACGCCGUCCUUUGUGCCGUACUUUGUCCUCACCUCGUCCAUCAUGCUCCUGGCCGUCGGUGCCUCGUCGGCGCCGUCCAAGCCGGGCGAGGGGAAGAUGAAGACGGCCGCCAAGCUCGAUCCGCAAGUGUCGGAGGCGCUGAAGCAAGGCAUCGCCGACCUCACGGAAAUGGCGCCGUGCCACCGGUUCGCGGAGCAGGCGCUCAACAUCCUGCGCUACCUGGCCAGGAAGUGGAACGUCGACGUCGACAUCGACACGGGCACGACGCUGAACCCCGAAGAGUACGACCGGCUGGUGAGGCCUUACACGAGCAGCCUGAACUUUUACACCCCUCACAUGGACGUCGAGGACUUUAUCUGCACCUGGGGCGCGGGCGAGGAGGCGCGGGAGCUCGGCGGCAAGAUGGACAGGUCACCGACGAGCAGCAAGGUGGCGGCAAGCGUCGAGAACCCGCUGUUCUGGCCGUUUCCCAUGCAAGGAAGGCCCAUGCUCCCGACCGGAAAGGAGCUGGAGGAGGCGGGCUUUGCGAUACUGCGAGAGACGACGAUGAGGCGAGAUGAGACGACGACGAGGCGAGAGAAGACGACGACGAGGCGAGAGAAGACGACGACGAGGCGAGAGAAGACGACGAUGAGGCGAGAGAAGGCGACGGGCGAGACGACGAUGGGUCCAUCGGAGUAUCAAUGGCGAAUGCGAAUGAUUCACGUGCACUCCCAAGGCAAGGCUGCCGUCGACAUGAGCAACCUGACGUUGGGCUUGCGCGCCCAUGUCUCUACCUGCGAAGAGAUGCAUCUCAUCUCUUCCUGCAUCUCAGCAUGGAAAAACUUGCUUGAGCCUGGGCACGACCGCUAG
Molecule: messenger RNA, 2703 nt
Organism: Drechmeria coniospora
Lineage: Eukaryota; Fungi; Ascomycota; Sordariomycetes; Hypocreales; Ophiocordycipitaceae
Product: Nitrogen assimilation transcription factor nit-4
Exons: 7
Coding region: 1-2703 (900 amino acids)
Biological process (GO): DNA-templated transcription
Molecular function (GO): DNA binding; zinc ion binding
Source: RefSeq, a predicted model, not a curated record